Branchiostoma floridae (Florida lancelet) is the source of this 1207-nucleotide messenger RNA. RefSeq names its product secretagogin-like. The record is from RefSeq and is a predicted model, not a curated record. Gene Ontology annotation, biological process: regulation of long-term synaptic potentiation; regulation of presynaptic cytosolic calcium ion concentration. Bases 131 to 976 code for a protein of 281 amino acids. Gene Ontology annotation, cellular component: cytosol; dendrite; terminal bouton. Lineage: Eukaryota; Metazoa; Chordata; Leptocardii; Amphioxiformes; Branchiostomatidae. The transcript is spliced from 11 exons. Gene Ontology annotation, molecular function: calcium ion binding.
CUACACGAGUUAAAAACAGACCUGGUCGCAGUCCGCUGAGCAGAUCUUCUCGGCGCCUCGGUGGUUGAACCGUUCUUGUUUUCUUCUUAGUCUUCACGGAGUCGGUUCGUAUAUUAUAUUAUCCAAGAAAAUGGCUGAGGGACAGAAGGGGAAAUCAUUCCUGGACAAAUAUCCGGUCUUCUUCAAAAUGUCCAGUCACCAGUUUGCCGAGAUCUGGCAGCACUUCGACGCUGAUGGGAGCGGCCAUAUCGAGGGGAACGAGCUGGAUAACCUGUUCAAGGAGCUGCUGCAGAAGCUGGGCAGUACCGACAUAAGCCCGGAGGAGGUCAACUUUACCAGGGAGGCGUUCCUUUCAACCUAUGACGUCACCGGGGACGGGAAGAUUGACGUGUACGAGCUGGCCACCAUCAUCAUGCCGCCAGACGAGAACUUCCUGUUCGCCUUCCACCGUAAACAUCCUCUGGACUCCAGUGUAGAGUUUAUGCGGCUGUGGCGGAAGUAUGACGUGGACUGCAGCGGCUACAUCAGCACUGAGGAACUCAAGAACUUCCUGAAGGACCUGAUGGAGCAGUCGCAGAAGCAGGCCAGUGAUGAGGAAGUGGAGGGCUACACCAUCACUAUGCUGGAGAUAUUUGACAAGAACAAAGACGGUAACCUGGAGCUGCAGGAGAUGGCACGACUGCUUGCUCUGAGGGAAAACUUUUUGCUGCAGCUGAAGGACUCGGCAAAGUCACCAGAAGAGCGGAAAAGGGACUUUGAGAAGGUUUUUGCAUACUACGAUGAGAGCAAAACUGGAUCGCUAGAGGGGGUUGAAGUGGAUGCCUUUGUCAAAGAUUUGAUGGAUCUCAUUAAGCCCAACCUGACCAUGCAGCAGAUAGAAGACUACAAGGAGGCAAUACUGAAACACGUGGACAAGAACAAAGACAACAAGCUCCAGAAGAAGGAGCUGGCCAUGUGCCUUGGUGUCCGGCUUUAGAGGCGCCACCUUGCGGCUUGCUGGAAGCAUGCACUCUCCUCCAUAUCUGUGUUGUAGCUAUUCUAUAACUUCAUAAAAAUGUUUCUUAUACUGUUAGAAAUUUUGUGUUGUAAGUGUAGCAUUUGCAUGUGUGUCUAGAAUAAGCUGUCAUGAAAUACAUGAUGAAAAUCUUUGUACCGGUAAGUGGAAGUGUUAAGCUAAAAGUUUAUCUGUGUUGGUAUAAGUCAUGCU